AUGUCAUCAAGCUUGAUAACACUUAAUAUCACAUAUCCACCCGAUUCAACGCUAAUGAUAGAUGGAUUUCUCUCAAAUGGAAUUUAUUAUGUUAUUGAAAAUAGCAUAGGCACUUUAACUUGCAAAACCACCGGAGGAAAUCCUAAGCCUUCAUUGUCAUGGACUAGAUGUUUUGAUUAUGAAAUUUAUACUUGUUCUAGCAGCUUCUCUACAACAGAAAAUCCUCCGACAGUACCAAUACUAACGUAUGGUUCAUUAAAUGUGUCAGGACAUAUAAAUAUAAUACAAAACGAAGAACUGUUGUUGGAUUGUAGUAGCAAUAGUAAACCACCUCCAACUUAUCAAUGGAAAGCAAAACACAUACAAGUGACUUUCAAUAAAACAUUGCAAAUUCUAGAGACGGAAAAAAUGCAUGAAGGAAAUUAUACAUGUUUUGUUACAAAUACAAUGAACGCAACCGAAAGACAACAAAAUGGUUCUAAUAGAAGCACUGUUGAAGUCCAUGUUCUUUAUCCGCCUACAAUCAACACAUUAGAAAACCUGACAUUGGUAGAAGGAGAUCAUCUUAACUUUUCAUGUUCGGUUACUCAUGGAAACCCAAAGAAAACGGUAUUUUUAUGGACAUCUGAGAGGCACAUGACCUGGUCAAGUCAAUAUUUAACAAUACGUAACAUUUCAAGGGAUGACGACAUGAAUUACAACUGCAGUGUUUACAACAUUAUGACACCAACUGGAAAAUCACCUGUUAAAGGAACAGAUAGUAAAAUGAUUCAUCUAUCUGUACAGUACUCUGCGACAAUAAAGGAUUUUUACGUGAAUGGAUACAAAUCUGUGCGUAAUGUGACAGCAACUGAAUAUGACAACGUUACCUUUAUUUGCAACAUUGACAGUAAACCAAUUUCGAAUACAAGUCUACGAUUAACGACGGACAAAACUUUGGUUUGGACAUAUUCAAAUGUGCUGAGUUUUACACUUGGCUCUGCCAAAUGUAUAGAUUCUGGAACUUAUUUUUGUUUUGGCAAAAAUGAACACAACAUCGGGGUCGGUUCAACAAAGCAACUAAAUUUAUUCAUUAGAUGUUCACCAAGAGCCAAUCCAAUGGUUCCAUACACAAAAAACUUUACAUCAGCAAGAAAUGUUACUGUCGUUUUAUUUUUCCCUGCCCUUGCCUACCCUAAACCAGAUAGUGUUAUUUGGCAGAAAUACUCAAUGUCUAAUUGGAUCAGUCUUUCAUCAAACAGCAAUAUCAAUAUAUCAAAUAAUGCGCUAAAUGUUAGUGUAUCUAUAUACACAAUGAUGGAGACAGACUUCGGGCGAUAUAGGCUUAUUAUUACGAAUGUUGUUGGUUCAUACGUACAAGACUACUAUAUCAACGCUGAAGGUAGGUUUUAA
Ruditapes philippinarum (Manila clam) is the source of this 1392-nucleotide messenger RNA. Its product is annotated as hemicentin-1-like. The transcript is spliced from 6 exons. Gene Ontology annotation, cellular component: cell-cell junction. The record is from RefSeq and is a predicted model, not a curated record. Gene Ontology annotation, molecular function: cell adhesion molecule binding. Bases 1 to 1392 code for a protein of 463 amino acids. Lineage: Eukaryota; Metazoa; Mollusca; Bivalvia; Venerida; Veneridae. Gene Ontology annotation, biological process: cell-cell adhesion.